Messenger RNA from Chara braunii, 4076 nucleotides. The record is from the annotation of a GenBank genome assembly. Lineage: Eukaryota; Viridiplantae; Streptophyta; Charophyceae; Charales; Characeae.
AGGAGGAGGACGAGGAGGAAGAGGAGGAGGAGGAGGAGGAGGAGGAAGAUGAGGAAGCCGAGGAAGAGGAGGAGGAGGAGGAAGCCGAGGAAGCCGAGGAAUAGAAGGAGGAAGUCGAGAAAGAGGAGGAAGCCGAGGAGGAAGAAGAAGGAGGAGGAGGAGGAGAAAGACGCUAUGGAGGAGGAGGAAGAGGAGGAGGAGGAGGAGGAGGAGGAGCAAGAGAGAAGGACAACGCCGGGACUCGGAGGAGGAGGACGAGGACAAGGAGGACGAGGACAAGGAGGACGAGGACAAGGAGGACGAGGAGGAAGAAGAGGAGGACGAAGCCGAGGAAGAGGAGGAGGAGGGGGAGGAGAAAGAGGAAGCCUAGGAAGAGGAGGAAGCCGAGAAGGAGGAGGAGGAGGAGGAAAACGAGGAGGAACAGGAGGAGGAGGAGGAGGAGGAGGAGGAGGAAGACAAGGAGGAAGAGGAGGAGGAAGAGGAGGAAGAAAAGGAGGAGGAAGCCGAGGAGGAAGAGGAGGAGGAGGAAGAGGAGGAGGAGGUGAAAGACGAGGAGUAGGAGGAGGAGGAGGAGGAGGAGGUGGAAGACAACGAGGAGGAGGAGGACGAGCUCUUAUUUCGGCUCCGGUCCUUAUAAGGACGGAUCCCGAAAAACCUUUUGUCCUCAUCACGGACUGGCAACCGGAGGCAAUCUCAGCGAUCUUGGCCCAGGUGGGACCGGGCGGGCUCGACUACGUGGUGGAAUACGCGUCUAAGUCGGUGCCUGCCUGCAAGCGCAAUUACGCCGCCCCGACAGGAGAGUGCUAUGCAGCUCUGUGGGGAAUCAGUCACUUCCGAGCCUAUCUGUAUGGGCCGAAGUUCAUGCUGGUGACCGAUCAUGAGCCAUUAUUAGCCCUGAAGAAAUCUAAGGAUUACUGGGGCAUGAUCGGGAGAUGGGCAACGGUGCUACAGAGCAUGGACUUUGACAUUCAUCAUCGGAAGCACGAGAGGCACGGGAAUGCUGACGGGUUGACACGACUGCACCGACCCGAAAAGGUCCCCAAGAGCGAGGAGGUGAUUUCGUGGAACGAGCCGAAGGAUGAGAACGGACCACGGCAUUGGCGGGCGUGGCGCGAGACUUUUGUUGAUCUGCCUGUGUGCUUGGCCAGAGUGACGGUGACGUGGACGCGGACCGACGAGCAUCAAGGGUGCAUUGAGUACUUGGAGCUGCUGAUUAUCCCGGCUUGGAGAACUGACGUAGAGGGCGAUCUUCUCGGUUUUCUUUUCGGAUCGGUGCGGCCAGGCCAUCGCCAGCUAAUUGCCCAGGAACUCGUCGUCCCGCUCGCGCAGCUGGUCGACGACCUCCUUCUCGACAUUGUUUCGCAAAGUGACGAGAGUCCAGCUCCGCACGUCCUUACGCGGACCUUGGCCCUGUAUCUUCAGUGGACUGCGUGUUUGGAGAAACCAGGGAGUGAAAGCGCCCUGCCGUCGCAGCAGGAGUACUUGAAGCCGAACGGAAUCAUCAAUCUUGCCUUCUAUCCGAAGCAAGAUACGUCUGAGGAGGCUGAAGAAGAAGAAGAAGCCACCGAAGAAGAAGGCGACGCCGAAGAAGAAACGUGGGAGGAGGGGAGUUAUAGUGAGCACAGUGAAGGGGAGCAGAGUGUAGAGGAGGAGGAGGAAGAAGACGACGAAGAGGAGGAAGCCGGAUCGGAGUGGGAAGCCUUGUCGGAAGAAGCGGCGUGCACAGGCACAGAGGCGGAAGAUCCCGAGGUGGCGCGUAAGAGGGAAGAAAUCGCCACCGGGAAGAGGCAGCUAGAGUUCGCCAGUGGGGCGAACCUGCGCAUCAACGACAACCCGACCCGGGAUCCGGAGCCCCCCAAGCCCGAAGAUGGCGACCCUCUGGCCACGGCUCCGAGCGCAUCGCGAUGGAGACGGAGCAGAUCCCCCUCCCCCUCCACCUCAGUCCUGUUCCGGGGCGGGCUGAAGCGGGUCGCGAUGGGUGCAGCACAGAAAAUGAAGGGAGGAAAGGAGGCAGCACAGAAAAUGAAGGGAGGAAAGGAGGGAGCACAGAAAAUGAAGGGAGGAAAGGAGGCAGCACAACAACGCUGGGAGGAAGGGAGGAAAGGAGGGAGCACAACAACGCCUGAAGGGAGGAAAGCAGGGAUCACAACAACGCCUGAAGGGAGGAAAGGAGGCAGCACAACAACAUGGCACGGCAGCGGACGCGCAGGUGGUGGUGGAGGUGGGAGGAGUGAGGACCACGGCGAGAACGAAAUGCAUCGUCCACAGAAAGUGGGGUCUGUUUCGAGCAUUGGCAGCCAUCAUAGAAGAGCAUUGGCAGCUGUGAUAGGUCAGUCGUCAGGUCUGCAACCCGGCAAUGACAGGCAGGGAGGAGCGACCAUGGUGGAGUCCAGUAGUAGCGGGCAAGCAAGUGGAACAUCCAUGGUCGGGCAGGGAAUGGCUGGGCAGGGAUUGGCUGCGGUCGUUUUCCCGGAUGUGGCUGUUUUCCCGGAAAAUAAGUGUCACCACGAUCUCAACGCCUGCUGUGCCCCUGGUUGCAGGGCAAUGACGGGAAUAUCUGACAUGAUGACGGCAAGAAAGUCUGACAUGAUGACGGCGAGAAAGUCUGACAUGAUGACGGCGAGAAAGUCUGACAUGAUGAUGGCGGAAAAGUCUGACAUGGUGUUGGCGGCAUCGGGGACAAAGGCGGGAAGGGAACUGAUGGAGCAGAGACAUAUGGUCAGCGGCGGGAACGUCGUCCCUGAUUACGAUCGCGAGCAAGUGACCAAUGGCCACGGUCCGGUGCCGCUCUCGGCAUCGUCGAGGACGGGUGUGGCGGAAGAUGGACCGUCAGGAUCCCAGUCGUGGUCGCACUUGUGCAUCGGCUACCAAGGCAUCCCCGGAGCCUACAGCGAGGCGGCCGCUCACCUGGCCUAUCCUGACUGCCAGGUCGUGCCUUGCGAUCAGUUCGAAGCGACGUUUCGAGCCGUAGAGCAGUGGGCCGUGGAUCGUGCCGUCUUGCCCAUCGAGAACUCGUUGGGCAGCAGCAUACACCGGAAUUACGAUCUUCUGUUGCGACACCAACUUCACAUAGUCGGGGAAGUUAUGGUGGACGUGCAGCACUGUCUCCUGGUGCUGCCAGGGGUAAAGAUGAAGGAUGUGAAAAAGGUGGUCAGCCAUCCUCAAGCUUUGGCGCAGUGUGACUGCACUCUGACAUCGCUUCUCGGCACUGGCAUCGUUAGGGAAGCGGUGGACAACACUGCUUGUGCGGCAAAGCAUGUCGCACAGGGCAAACUGCUCGACACCGCUGCAAUUGCUAGCAGCCGCGCGGGGGAGAUCUACGGUCUGGCCGUCUUGGCAGAUGGCAUACAGGAUAAUGCCGACAACAUCACGCGAUUCAUCGCUCUCGCGCGAGAGCCGUUGAUUCCACACAUUGGCGCCCAUUACAAGACCAGUAUCGUGUUCACACUGGAGGAAGGACCUGGCGUUUUGUUCAAAGCGCUAGCGGUGUUCGCCUUGCGAGGGAUCAAUCUCAGCAAGAUCGAGAGCAGGCCGCAACGAAACAGAUCCAUCCGGACAGUGUGGGGCCACUUCAAUGGCGACCCAGGCAGCGCGGGGGGGACAGCAUCGGCAGCGGGAGCAGCGGUGAAGGGACGUGGAAAUAGGGCGUUUGAGUACCUUUUCUAUGUGGAUUUCCAGGCGUCCAUGGCUGAGCCGAGGGCGCAGAAUGCUCUGAGGAAUUUGGAGGAAUUGGCGCCGUUUCUGCGAGUGCUGGGUAGUUAUCCGGUGUCAAUUUGACAAACAAGAACGACGUGAAGGACAAUAUAUGGCGGCACCUUGAAAAAAAGGCUUGAAUUGGAUGGAGUAAGGACAUGUACUCACUUUUUUCGGGUCUUUCACUGCAUGUCUAUCUAUAAACGUAAUUAUGUAUAACACAUCAGUGCCCCUGCAACGGAGGCCCAGCAACGAGAGGUGGGGCUGGGAGGGUCAUAAAAGGGGUGGGUUUUACGGUUAGGACAGGGGAGGGAAAGGUAUGCAAUAGGCUGUCAAUCUGAUUACCCGUUGGUUGCAGCAUCUAGUAAAAAUACCGAAGGUCA